Prunus dulcis (almond) is the source of this 2679-nucleotide messenger RNA. RefSeq lists its product as uncharacterized. NCBI's taxonomy places the organism in Eukaryota, Viridiplantae, Streptophyta, Magnoliopsida, Rosales, Rosaceae. The record is from RefSeq and is a predicted model, not a curated record. The annotation marks the transcript as partial. The transcript is spliced from 4 exons.
UCUCCUUUCUCUUUCCCUGCAAAAACCCUAGCGACUGAAAGCCUCACACUCUCUUUCGCUCUUUCUACACUCGACCCCACCGCUCUUACCAUGCUCCCGCACUCCUACGUCGUCGAUACCCAUUCCAAAUCCCAAGAGCUAGCCUGCACCAUCCUCGCCUCCUCCGCCCCGCACCAGAUCUCCUCCACCUGCGCCUCCAUCGAGUCCUUCCUGCACUCCCUCUCACCCGACCAAACCCGCCAUUUCUUCUCCCUCACCUUCCCCACCCUCAUCUGCAAGCUCUUCGGCUUCGACGACGCCGCUUCGUCAUCACCACCGCCACCAUCACAGCACCAACAGGCCUCACCCUCCUCCCCGUCUUCCUCAUCCAACGGCUGGAUCGACACCAUCCUCGCAUCCAACGAUGUAGACCUAGCCAACAGGCUCUUCGCCCUCCUCGCCCCCAGCAGCCUCCUCUUCAAUUAUAUCUCCGCCGUCGACCGCCUCUCCCUCGUCAAAUACGUGUUCCCCAUCGAACGGUUGCCAGAAUGGGUCCGAUUCAUGCUCUCCUCUGAAAAUUACAGCCCGGUAUUAUCUGAUUUGGACCCAAUUUUUAAAAAUAGGGUUAAGGAAGACCCAAUUAAGCCUAACUUGUGUCAAGUUCAGCUCAAUGUGUUUGAAUAUUACAUGUUUUGGUUCGCUUAUUACCCUGUUUGUCGCGGCAAUAGUGAAAAUUGUGACAGUGGUUCGAUAAAAAGGAACAAAAGGUUUAAAUUUGAGAAUUGGGUUUCGUCAAUUUCGGGUUUUUCAGGCACUAGGCGUGGGGUAGAGGUUAAAAUUGAGUGUAAUCUAUAUGUUAGGCUUUUAUAUGCGUAUCUUCGUGCAUUUGUGGGCGUGACUGAUUUGAAUCAACACCUUCCAUACCGAAGUUCGCUAUUGCAUUACGCUUCAGGAUAUGAUAGCUCGGUUGUAGCUCAGGCAGAGCUUUUUGUAAAUGCUUUGGUAAACUUUUGGUUGGUUGAUAACGAUUUUUCACCAUUACCUGUUAAUCAGUGCAAGUCAUUUGGGGUUUCGUUUCCAUUCCGGUCAGUUUUGGGUGAGACCCCACCAACCCCUGGGUUAGGAGAGGUGGUGAAGUUGCUUGUUAAGUAUUUGAAUCUGGGUUUGGUCGUACUCAGAGAUGGGAAUGAGAAUGUGGAACCCUGUGGGAGUCCGAGGUGGAGAGUGUCGGGUUCAUAUGACACCUUGAAGUCAAGGGAUGUAAUGGCGGUUUCACCCUGUAUUGGGUCUUGGCACUUGUUGAUACAGCGGCCGCUGUACAGGUUUAUAUUGAGGACGUUCUUGUUUUGCCCAGUGGGGGCAUCGACCAAGAAUAUCUCAGAGGUGUUUUCAGUAUGGAUUACUUAUAUGGAACCUUGGGCUGUCAGUUUGGAUGACUUUUCAGAGCUUGAUGCUGUUGUUGAUGGAUCGUCUAGGAAUGGGAGAAAGGAGGGCUCGCAGCAUGCGGCCUGUGGUUAUACACCGUCUUGGCAGGGUUAUGUGCUGGCCAACUACUUGUACUACAGUUCCUUGGUUAUGCAUUUUAUUGGGUUCGCACACAAGUUUCUUCACACCAAUCCUGAAAUGAUAGUCCAGAUGGUUUUGAAGGUCCUAACUAUAUUGACAUCAUCCAAAGAGCUAAUGGACCUUAUAAAGAUGGUGGAUACUGCUUUUCAUUCCAAACAAGCAGGAUCAGGCAAAUCAAUGCUUAAUAGCUUAUAUAGAUUUGUUGCUCCAAUUCGUGAACAAUUGCUGGACUGGGAGGAUGGCUUGUCCGAGAGUGAUGCUGAUGGGUCUUUCUUGCAUGAGAAUUGGAACAAAGAUUUACAAUUGUUCAGUGAUGGAGAAGAUGGCGGGCAACAGCUGCUUCAGUUGUUCAUAUUACGUGCAGAAGCUGAGUUGCAAGCCAUUUCUGGUGAUAAUGGUGUGGAAAACCUCCAGUGCAUAGACUCUUUAAAAGCGCAGGUAGGCUGCCUAUUUGGCGGCCAUAUUGUAAAGGCACUGUCUUUUUCCCCAGAAGCAAAACAGCCUACGCAACACCGUGAUGAAAUAUUCAAGCCCAGGAGAGUUGGCAACCACACUUUGGGUGAUAUCAAAUACAAGGGUGACUGGAUGAAGCGACCCAUCUCUGAUGAUGAGGUUGCUUGGCUAGCUAAAGUGCUUGUCCUGUUUUCAGAUUGGCUGAAUGAGUGUCUUGGACUAAACCGGACAGAGAGCAGCCAAGCAGAUCCUACAUGGUCUUAUGUGGAAGUAUCAAGUGAUGUGUUGGGCAAUGUCUGUGGACCUGCUGACACGAUUAAGGCAGUGUUCGGUGCUGUUGGUUCUUGGCUUCUCAUGUUGGGCGUGGCAGUGGUGAGGCUAAUGAGGAAACAUGGUGUGAGGGUGAACCUCAGGAUGUUGGCCUCAAAGAAGGUUGUAAUGGUUUUGCUUUUGUCUGCUGUAUAUAGUAUAUUGAAGAAAGCUUUUGGACACUUACAUAGGGUGUAGAUUGGAGUUAGGUCAAUGUUGUUGAAAAGAAAGAAAAAAGGUAUAGAAGAAACAGAAAAAGAACGAGAAUUUUCUCUGAUGAGGUUUUGUUACACCGUCUGUUGACUUGUAAUUGUCACAUUUGCAUCAAGAGCACUAGAAUUAUACGAGUAAACCUUUACUGUGAUUUUGUUA